Molecule: messenger RNA, 273 nt
Organism: Paraglomus occultum
Lineage: Eukaryota; Fungi; Glomeromycota; Glomeromycetes; Paraglomerales; Paraglomeraceae
Source: the annotation of a GenBank genome assembly
CUACCUCCGCUUAAAGAUCGGCAGAUCGGGAAGAUUACACAGUAUGCGCAUAUAGUGAGCGCCCACAUUUCCAAUUUUGCAUUAGCUUCAUCGAUUGGCGCGGGGUUUACCCCCGUCCUCUCGCAAAAGGUGUUUUGUGUUGGGCACAUAUUAGGACGAGCAAACGAAAUAGCACAUCAGCCAGAUGAAGACUAUUCAUAUCCUAGACUUGAAUACGAUAGUAUGUAUGCGCUUUACCAAAUGCAUAUGAGAACUGAUAAUCGAUAUGGAUAA